GCGGAGACUCUGGAUCCCGGGGGCGAGGAGGCGAAGGCGUGGGCCGCGACCGGGUUUUACACAACCGCGAGGCCUGGGCUUCCCGGUCUGUGAACCGGAAGGUGACCCCCGCCUGCAGCCUCGCGAAAGCGCGUGGAGCCACGAAGCGCGCCGCUGCGCCGCCCGGCUGCUCCUCCUUCCUCCCCCGGGCGCCCGCGGCGAUGUUUAACCGCGCGGUGAGCCGGCUCAGCAGGAAGCGGCCGCCGUCAGACAUCCACGACAGCGAUGGGAGUCCCAGCAGCAGCCACCAGAACCCCAAGAGCACAGCCAAGUGGGCGGCCUCUCUGGAGAAUCUGCUCGAAGACCCAGAAGGCGUGAAAAGAUUUAGGGAAUUUUUAAAAAAGGAAUUCAGUGAAGAAAAUGUGUUAUUUUGGCUCGCAUGUGAAGAUUUCAAGAAAACACAAGAUAAGAAGCAGAUGCAGGAAAAGGCAAAGGAGAUCUACAUGACCUUUUUGUCCAGCAAGGCAUCGUCACAAGUCAACGUCGAGGGGCAGUCCCGGCUCAAUGAGAAGAUACUGGAAGAACCACACCCGCUGAUGUUCCAGAAGCUCCAGGACCAGAUCUUCAACCUCAUGAAGUAUGACAGCUACAGCCGCUUCUUGAAGUCUGACUUGUUUUUAAAACACAAGCGAACCGAGGAAGAGGAAGAAGACGCACCCGAUGCUCAAAGUGCAGCUAAAAGAGCUUCAAGAAUUUAUAACACAUGAGCCCCCCUGGGAGCCAAUGGGACUGGCAGCUUUCCGAAGCAGAGGAACUCCCUCUCAGGACCGUGCAGGGUUUAUAAUUGCUUUGUUAUCUGCAAGGACCGAAAUGUACAAAACCCUUCAGUGGGAUAUGUGUAUUUUAUUAACUGCUUGACCAGUAAGUUUUGCAUGAUGGUUAAUCUUACAUAAAAAAAUGAAUAGCUUCGAAGUUUUAGUUCACACACACAUGCACAAAAAAAGGUGGAAAGAGUCCUUAAACACUGGACACUUUAAGCAUUUUUUAGCUUUAUUAAACGUCAUGUGAGGCCACCAGGUGAAACUUA
Messenger RNA from Equus quagga, 1066 nucleotides. It is a transcript of the gene RGS10, whose product is annotated as regulator of G protein signaling 10. The record is from RefSeq and is a predicted model, not a curated record. The coding region runs from base 201 to 746 and encodes 181 amino acids. The transcript is spliced from 6 exons. Gene Ontology annotation, molecular function: GTPase activator activity; G-protein alpha-subunit binding. NCBI's taxonomy places the organism in Eukaryota, Metazoa, Chordata, Mammalia, Perissodactyla, Equidae. Gene Ontology annotation, biological process: regulation of G protein-coupled receptor signaling pathway.